This is a messenger RNA of Ziziphus jujuba (common jujube), 1252 nucleotides long. RefSeq names its product NDR1/HIN1-like protein 26. Gene Ontology annotation, biological process: defense response to other organism. Bases 80 to 829 code for a protein of 249 amino acids. The transcript has 2 exons. The record is from RefSeq and is a predicted model, not a curated record. NCBI's taxonomy places the organism in Eukaryota, Viridiplantae, Streptophyta, Magnoliopsida, Rosales, Rhamnaceae.
UUCUCUCUCUCUACGCAACCAAAAUAUCCCAUAAAAACCCAUCCUUACUCUGCAAUUUAUGUGAUCCAAUCCAAACCCAAUGGCUACGGCAUCCGAAGCCCAAGAUAAAACGGUAACCGGCUAUCCGGCUCAGUCUAGCCAUGUCGUCGCCGGUUACCCAGCUGGCACUAGCUACCCCUAUGCGGCUCCGCCGCCGCCACGCCCCUACUCCAACACCUUUCAACCGUUCGGCGUCACCCAGCCGCGCCGAGCCGAGCGCACUAUCCUCUGCCGCUUAAUAAUCGCGAUGGCGGUGGUCCUGUCCAUCUUCAGCGUUAUAUUUUUUCUCACCUGGCUCAUUCUCAAACCCCACCUCCCCGAGUUCCGAGUCGACUCAGCCACCGUGUCCCCACUCAACGCGACUCAAUCCGAGUUGACAGCCACCUGGAACUUCACCCUCUUCUCCAGGAAUCCCAAUUCCAAGCUCAGCAUCUACUAUGACCGCCUUCAGGCCUCGGUCCACUACGAUGACGACCUUCGAAUUGGAACGACGACGUUGCCUCCCUUCUCUCUGAAGAAGAAGAACGAUACCAGGCUCAGUUUCGAAGUCGGAGCGGUCAGCGAGUACGUGGGUCAGGAGGCUGUGAAUGAAAUUUUGGAUGGAAAGGCUCGUGGGUCGGUGAAAUUUGGGGUCCGAUUGUUGGCUUGGGUUAGAUUUAGGUCCGGGUUUUGGCGGAUGAGGCCGCACUUGUUGCGGGUCGACUGCAGCCCGUUGGAAUUCGGGUUUGGCCGGAAUAGUGUGACGGGGACUUUGAAGGGUCAAUCGACGGCGUGCGAAGUGUAUCUGUGAAUGAAAUUGAAAUGGUUCAUCCUUUGGCAUUGUAUCGACGUAAUACUGAUGAGUGGUGGCAACAUAAAUUACUAGGUAACAAGUUUGCCAGCAGAAUAUUGCAAUACUAUUGGCUUUAAGGGAACAACAAGCCUGCAAGUUACGCAAUGAAGGUAAGCUUAGAUAAGUUUUUGGCAAAGGCUUGAGGAGGCCAAAUAGACCCAGCUUAUUGGUACUGGUACGAAUUUAAGAUGAAGCUAAAAUCACUUGCACAUAAAUUUUUCUAAGAUGUGGCUAAAACCAGUUACACUCUAGAGUGGCUAUAUAUGUUUGUGAUGUUUUCUUUUUGAUGGAAUUACCGGUGGAUGGUGAUGUAAUCAAAAUUCUUUGAUGUAGAACUUAUCUUUGAGGUAUUUGUUGAAAUGAUUAGAACAUGCUUGAACA